Dovyalis caffra is the source of this 2040-nucleotide messenger RNA. Lineage: Eukaryota; Viridiplantae; Streptophyta; Magnoliopsida; Malpighiales; Salicaceae. The record is from the annotation of a GenBank genome assembly.
AUGGAAACUUCCUUAUCACCCUCUUCAGUGUUCAAUGUGAAGGUGGUGGCUGUUGCUGUAUUUCUGGCGUUGGGGUUUGCUUUUUAUGUGUUCUUUGCUCCUUUUGUUGGGAAGAAGUUGUUUCAAUAUAUAGCAAUGGGAAUCUACACUCCUCUGAUUACCUGUGCCUUUGGCCUAUAUAUUUGGUGUGCAGCUGCUGAUCCUGCAGACCCUGGGGUUUUUAGAUCUAAAAAGUAUCUCAAGAUUCCGGACAGCGAAAAGCAUAACCCAGAGAAGGAUUCGAAAAUCGGUGGAGGGUCAACUUCAUCAAUACAUGAUGCAAAUGCUUCUACAGUUGGAGGAAAAUCUCUGGAUAAAGAGGUGUUGGGUGCAGAUGCGACUUUUAAAGAAUCCAAUACUCAAAUUGAGAAGGUGCCAUCAGGGAAUUCAUCUUGUUUUCAGUGGGUUUUCUUUCCUUGUGCUUUUAUCUGUAAUCGCUGCAGUUCGAGCGAUGAAUCUUCUGAGCUACAGAUGAGUGAAGAUGGCAUGUUCUAUUGCAGUUUGUGUGAAGUUGAGGUUUUCAAGUACAGCAAGCACUGUAGAGUAUGUGACAAAUGUGUUGAUCGUUUUGAUCAUCAUUGCAGGUGGCUUAACAACUGCAUAGGCAAGAAGAACUACAGACAGUUUUUCAUGCUUAUGGUUUCUUCUCUACUCCUGCUUGUUCUACAAUGGUCGACUGGAAUCCUUGUACUUAUCUGCUGUUUUAUUGAACGGAAACGAUUCUCUGUGGAUAUCUCUGCCAAACUGGGAAGCAGUUUCUCUUUGGUCCCCUUUGUUAUUGUGUUGUCGGUGUGCACCAUUUUGGCUAUGAUUGCAACCCUACCUCUUGCCCAGCUUUUCUUCUUUCAUAUCCUCCUGAUAAAAAAGGGAAUCAGCACUUAUGAUUACAUAAUAGCUCUAAGGGAGCAGGAACAAGAGCAACAAGGUGUGGAGGGACAGCAGAGUGCUCAAAUGUCUCCUGCCAGUUCACUUACUGGAUUAAGCAGUGCAAGCUCAUUUUCUACUUUUCACCGGGGUGCUUGGUGCACACCACCUCGCCUUUUUCUGGAAGAUCAGUUUGAUGUUGUUCCUCCUGAGACUGGAUCUGUCAGCUCAUUAGGAAAGAAGACUAUUGGAGAAGAACCAAUCAAGAAAAAGAACCCAGCGGCAGUAAAGAUCAGUCCUUGGACACUGGCCAGAUUAAAUGCAGAAGAGGUUUCGAGAGCUGCAGCAGAGGCGAGAAAAAACAUAGAUAGCAGCUUUGGCAGCAGUGGCCGUCGGAUGGUCCCAAGGAUUGACAGUAAUAGAAGGAGAUCUAGUAAGCGAAUACGCUUUCCAGCUGACUUACCCAUGGAGUCUGUUACUAAGGCUUCAGGUAUAGCUCCUGAAAAAGGUUUCACUGAGACAUCUACAAGCUUGGCUCCUCUUCAGCUUGAGGCCCGUAGUGCUUUCCAAACAAGCCGAGCAAUGUCAAGCUCAGCUGGGGUUGUUGCUUCUUCUCCUGAGAGCAGUUUAGACUCCCCAGAUAUCCACCCUUUCCGGGUUUCCUCAUCAGGAGCUGAAGAGUCAAGGCGUCUCACAGGUUUAUCAAUAGCUGGUGCCGUUUCUCACAAUGUAUUCCCACUUUCAAGGUCUACUAGUGAUGGGUAUGAAGCUUCUGGUGGGGAAGAUAGUGACAGGGUUCCUUCCAGGAUUGCUGAUAGGUACUUUAGAAUGAACUGGCCACUCCACCUAUUGAUUAUGUGUUUGGCUUUGGAUUCUGGAAUCAAGGCCUCACGAGAAGAGAUGACACUGCUAGGCUUUGUUGGAAAUGGACUCUCAUGGAUGGUUUCUAUUGAAGAUUUUACUUUAACAUCCACAAAGAGUACCUCUAUUGUUUCUCCGGGUUCUAUCGAAGCUUGGGGAAGUUACAAUUUUAUGCUGAAUUGCAUUGAACAAGGGACUGAGGUUUUCCUUUUGGAUUCCCUCUUAGAUUCAAUGAAGUUGCAUGUUGCUAUGUUGUCUUCAAAGGAGCUGGACUGA